Messenger RNA from Procambarus clarkii (red swamp crayfish), 1245 nucleotides. RefSeq names its product mucin-2-like. NCBI's taxonomy places the organism in Eukaryota, Metazoa, Arthropoda, Malacostraca, Decapoda, Cambaridae. The record is from RefSeq and is a predicted model, not a curated record.
AUGCAGUCCGGCAGCCAACCAGCUGCCCAAUCACAGACCCAGCCUCCACCUCCACCACCAGGCUCCUCCCAUUCGUCGACUCAGACUUCGCCACGGCAGUUGCCGGUUACUGUCACCGACCUUAGCACUGCACAUGCUCUCACGAAACUAGUGAGCGACAUUACUGGUUCCAACUACCGAGAAUUUGUGAGGAUUCUAAAUAUCGUCUACAAGGCUAACGGACUCCAGACCAUCAUCGUACCUGACGAAGUCUUCCCCACCUCUGCCUCAGCUUCCACUUCAGUAACUGAGCCGGAAAUCACUGUAAACGCUGCCGCACUUGUUGACCUACUGUAUGCCACUGUUCCACCCACCACUCCAGUUGCUGCUGACCCUACACCAGACCCAGUACAGGCUGUUAGUCUCUCCACACAAGACAACGACCCUCCUGCUCCUGUUUAUGCGUCUUACAAUUGCCCUAGAGACCUGAAAUAUACUAUUUCUCAGAAACGUGUCACAGCUCGGGAGUGGAACAUCGACUACGAAAACGGACUGAACGAUGACGGAACCCGCAGAGAGUUUUGGUACGUUGAGGCUGACACAGUUCGUUACUGCACUGAUGUUACCAUGCUCCACCCUGCCAUUAUUGACCCUCAAUACUACGGGAAAUAUCCGAAACACGCCGCUAUGAUAAAGAAAGAAAUUCAAGAACGAACGGGCAAUGAACCUUCAACCCAGCAGAGUCAACCAACACCUCUUCAUACCAAACCUUCAGGGACCACUGUGCUAGUCCCCGACCCUUCAAACCCAUUGUCGGAUGAUGCUCCAGCUCCUGGUCCAGCCUCGGACAUUGCUGUGAACGAUACUGAACCUACUGCAGCUGCAACAUCUGCUCCUGGCAUGGUAGCAACCCAGAAGCCGACGACUUCUCAUCCACCAUCUCCUGUUACAUCUCCACCCACAGUACAUACAUCCACUGAACCUUCUACAUCUGCAGUAAGUCCUACCGCUGCUACUAAACCAUCAGGAACACUACUUCCAAGACCCACAUCUCCUGGUAUGUACUCAUCUGACUCAUCAGAUGAGGAUGUCUCUGUGGGAACGACAUCUCCACCUUCACAGAAAUACAACUAUUCAUCUGCCGAUUUUCUUUGUGACGCUAUUGAUCCCACAGCAAUGUCAACACGAAGUCGGACCGCCAAGAAAGACAAGCCGAAAACAAAGACCAAAGAUCAGACCGUGCUCCCACCAUCAAGAAAGAAGUAA